GAUCGUUCAGAAAUUUUCAUUUAUUUAUGAGAUGAGUUAUUGAUAAUGCUCUCGACUUGAACUUUCGUCAAAAUUGAUAAGAAAUGCUUUUAUUUUAAUAACUAAUUGUUGGACUAUUUCAUUCUUGAUGAUUGUAACUAUCGACCGCUGAAAUUCGGAGUGAAACGUCACUUUAGUCAAACAAUACGCGCGUUAUCUGUUAAAUGACUUGAAACUUCAUUUGCAAAUAAAUCGUAUUCAUCGUCAGUUGCAAUUAUGCCUCGAAGCGCUUCGAAUUCGAAAAAAAAUCUUCUCAAGACCGAGGAAGUAGCCGAACUGUACCCUUUACAUACACUCGUGUGGUGUAAUAAUGCCGAAGUUUUACACGAAAAGCUUACCGAAAAUAAGGAUGAUAUUGAGAAAAAAGAUCCUCGUGGCAGAACUCCCUUGAUGUUGGCAAUUACCUUGAAUCAUUUUGAUUCUGCUCUUGUUCUUCUAGAACACGGUGCAAAUUGUAAUACAGAAACGAAUGGCUGGUCAGCUGUUCAAGAAGCUACGGUGACCGGAAAUAGAGAAUUAAUCAAAUUAAUCAUAGAAAGGCGUAAUUACCAACGGAAAUGCAAUCAGUUUGGAGGUAUUCCUCAACUCUUACUGAAACUGAAAGAAGCGCCUGAUUUCUACGUGGAAAUGAAAUGGGAAUUUACCAGUUGGAUGCCAUUGGUAACUAGGAUGUGUCCAAGUGAUACUUACAGAGUUUUCAAACAAGGUUCUAAAGUUCGUAUCGAUUCCACCUUGAUGGGAUUUGAAGAGCUUAAAUGGUUGAGAGGCAAUUCUAGUCUAAUCUUUCAAGCUAAUGAUAAUUUCGGAGCGAUGAUUGAAUUGGACCAUAAUACGCAGAAAGUAUACUACGAUAGACGCUCUUUUGUCGCGCCAGAUGACGUUUCUCAAGUCAAGGAUGGCUCUGAAACGUUGAAAGCUCGAAUGACCAAUCCUAUUGUUUCAUCUUACAUUGACACCGAAAAAAUAAGCUUCGAAAGAAGUAAAAGCGGAGUUUGGGGAUGGAGACAAGAUAAAACUGAAACAAUCAACGGAUAUCCUUGUAAAGUAUUUAGUGCGAGUAACGUGGAAUUGAUCACCAAAACUAGAAUGGAGCAUUUACAACCAGAGGAUAAGGAUAAGUUCCAAAAUAACGGAAAUGUUUUGCAAAACAUUUUGGGUUUUGGCGAAAAAGACGAAGAUACCCAUCAAGAAUGUCAAUCUUCAGAUGAUCCAGAAACUGGAGGUAAUGUCACUUUACACGAAUAUUUUACCGAAGGAUUUGAUUUACAAGGAAGAGAUAUCGGUACUCCAAAAGAUCUUUCGACGAAAAUACGGAAAUUCAAAGCCAAUUUGUGGUUAUGCAAAGAUUACCCUUUAAGUUUACAAGAACAGAUAAUGCCAAUUGUGGAUCUUAUGGCAACUUCCAGCUCUAAUUUCGCCAAACUGAAAGACUUCAUAGAAAUGCAACUUCCCGCUGGAUUCCCUGUAAAAAUCGAAAUUCCCUUAUUCCAUGUUCUAAAUGCCAGCGUAACUUUUGAUAAUAUAUUCGCCGCCGAAAGACCAGUUACUGGCGUGACAAUGAUUCGUGAUGAAGAACGUCUGAUGUGCGAUAUUGAUGAAAGUCUUUUCGAACCACCUUCCCAUUAUACAUUUAUUGACCUUAGAAAACGUAGCUUGGAAGAGGAAGACGACCUUCUUCAGUACGCAUUACAGAACAGUUUCAUUGGCGAUACCGAAUAUGAUCGAGAUCAAGUGGACGUGUGGGAAGUACUUCAAGCUCAAAGAUCUAGAUCACCCAGUAUUCCUGCCGAUGAUGAAGAACGGGAACUUCAACGGGCCAUCGAAGAGAGUUUGAUUUUAAGUUAUGGAGCUGCUGAAACGUCAAGUAAUCCAGCUAUUGAACCUAACGUACAGAGUACAGAAGUAGUACCAUAUAACAACGAGGACAAGGAAUUAUUGACCGCUCUUUCUCUAUCAAUUAAAGAACAGACGGAGCACGAGAAAAAUUUAAAAAUAGAAGAGGAAAUGUUACAGCAAGCAUUGCGAAUAUCGAUUAAUGAUAAAUAAAAUAACGAAAAUUGUUUUAAAGUAACAUUAAAUUCUUCAAAAUUGUUUGUAUCAUCACUAUAGGUAGUUGAAAUUACCAAUUCAUUAUUAUUUUCAUUAAUUUAUUGAUUACAUUUAUUUUUAAUGGAUACUGUCCGAUGUUCAAUACCUAUGAGUUUUUUUUUUGUCACCUUCAACUUGAAUUCUUCAUAAGUGUUUAAAUUCUACGUUACAACUUCUUCGCUUCCGAUGAAAAGAACAUGAAAGUGGCAAUGUGAUUAUAAUUUUAUUUAGUUGAUUACUUUUUUGUUUUGUUUUUUGUUUUAAUUUAUUUUUCAAGUUUUAAUAUUGUAAUAACGAUUUUGAAAUGUUGUCCUAUUUUUAUUUGUUUUUGUUAUUUAUUUUAAUCAAAAUUUUUUUUCCCUUCGAAAUGUUCUAAUGUACAAAAAAUGCUCUUCUCUGUUAUUGCCAAUCUACAUUUCAAAUCAUCGCGAGUCUUCACAUACAUAUUUAGAGUGACUAGUUUUCCAAAUGUAUUAGGUGUUUCUUGCGCGAUUUAUUAAAACAAUCGAGCAGUUCUUUAUCAAAUAGAAAAUGUUGUUUUGGAAUCAAAAACUUUUAAAAGGAUCACAAAUCUAAACAAAUACAAAUAUGUAAUUGUAUUAGUACGUAUAAAUAUCGUAUUGUUCCUAUUUAUAUUAGUGAUUUUAGAUGUGAUGUCAUACUUUUUGAAAUUUCUCAUAAAUGAAUUUGUGGUAACUUAAACUUUUUAUUAGCUUAAAAUUUUCUUUCCACUGUCGUCAUAAUUGCUUCCAUUAAUGUGAAUAUUAACACAAAGUCACUCGAUGAAUUUUUUAUUACCAUCAUUAUAUUGUGUAACAGUAAAAUAGAAAAUUAUACAAUCGUAUCGUGAA
Molecule: messenger RNA, 2978 nt
Organism: Planococcus citri (citrus mealybug)
Lineage: Eukaryota; Metazoa; Arthropoda; Insecta; Hemiptera; Pseudococcidae
Product: ankyrin repeat domain-containing protein 13D
Exons: 12
Coding region: 256-2085 (609 amino acids)
Cellular component (GO): cytoplasm
Molecular function (GO): protein binding
Source: RefSeq, a predicted model, not a curated record